Rana temporaria (common frog) is the source of this 2703-nucleotide messenger RNA. RefSeq lists its product as uncharacterized. The record is from RefSeq and is a predicted model, not a curated record. NCBI's taxonomy places the organism in Eukaryota, Metazoa, Chordata, Amphibia, Anura, Ranidae.
GAUAUGGCAUCUGAUAACCAAACAUGGAGGAACACAAAACUCCAAGAAGAAAUAAAAGAAAAUUGGAAAGCAAGAAAAUACACAAAAAGGAGAAAAUUCAUUAUCUCAGGACUCCUUUUUCCAUUAAUGACAUUUUUCUUCAUAAAAACUUACUUGACUUUUUCCAGUUCAGCAGAAGAUAACAAGACUGAGACCCUGCAUAAAAGAGACUUGCAGCUAUCCAGAAAUAAGAGACACUUUCCAAGAUACAGUGACUUUGACACAAGCAAUGACAUAUAUGGAUACGCUUGCAUAGGAUAUGGGGUUACUUGUUGCAUGAGUUUUUACUUUUUCCAUAGCAACACCAUUGAAAUUCACGCCAGAAUAGAAUCCAAGACAAAGUUCACAAAAAUGCAAGGAUCAUAUGUACAUAGUAAUACAACUGGUACAUAUGAGUGUAAUCUAACAGAUAUGGGAUUCUGGGUUAUAGUUAUAAAAGGAAAUGAGACUACAGCUUGGACUGGGGAUGUAACUAAUGCUAAGGUACAUACUCCUUCUGUGGGAGGAUCCAAAACUGAUAUUUGGUUUCAAACACAAUAUUAUUUACAGUUUGUAGAUCCUGAACAUUUACAAAUUACAGGAGAUGAAAAAGGAGAUGUAACUCGAGUAUGGGAUUUUCAAAUGACAAGAAGUUUAGCUCUAGUCAAAGUGAAGGUGAUGAUUACUGUUGUGGAUUUAAUUAUUCCAGACAUAAAAGUAUCGCCACAAUCUCUUAAAAUAGAAGAAGGAAAGGAUAAUUUAACUUUGAUGUGUACUACGCAAAUAGAAUUACCUCAGAAUUCACUAUUAACCUGGAAGAGAAAUAGUGAGUUGUUGGGCAGUCUUUUCUAUAGCUCAGCUAGCAUAAUUCGUAAGGGCAAUUUUGGUAAUUUAGAUUGGAAGAAUAAUAGUUUGAUUUUUCAUCACACUAAUCCAAAUCUAAAUGACUCAGGUAUAUAUGAGUGUUGCCUAUCAUUGGAAAAUUAUCCUAUGAAAUGUGAUAUUGCAAAUGUUGCAGUUUUAUCCCCUGAAAAAACGAAAUGUACUAACGGAAAAUUUAUUCCCGCCAGUCCUUUUCAAAUUAAUCAUUUCCAAUCCAGACAUCUUUUAAGAGAAGGACGCUUUGUGAUUAUACUUUGGAAAUUUAACAUUUCUGAAUGGAAAAUUUCAUCAAGGUAUCCUCAGUGUCAAGAGUAUCUAGUUAAUAUGGAAUUGGGUAUUGAUAAAUGGUUUGGAACUAAUAGUAAAAACAACAGCAGGAAUAAACGAGGUAUUGCAGAAGGAAUCCUCGGAGGAAUUGGAAUUGUUGGAAGUAUUACCAAUAGUAUGGAUAUUACUACAUUAAAAUCUGAUCUAGAAACAUCAGGUUUAGUGGGAAGUAAAAGUAUCAAAGUUCAGAGAAAUUUAAAUCAAAUAUUAGAAAAUAUGGUAAUGAAGACAGCAACAGUUAUAGGUCCAUCUAUUAUCCAUUUACAAAAUAUUACUUUGGAUUUAAUGAAAAGUGAACAACAUUCUCACAUAGCCAGAACGUGUCUAGAGAUACAGACAGAGUAUUCCACCAAUUUUAAAAUAACAGCUCAAGCAUUCCAAAGUGGAAUAACUCCUUUAGGAGUUUUACAAAGUUUACCUAAUGAGUAUGUAUUUGCAAAGAAUCAUACAGAUUUAUGGGUAAAUAAAUGGGUAGGAUGUAAUCAGCAUGAAUGCUUUAGUACCUCAAUGAUUCCUAUAGCUGGGAGAGAACAAAUGUUGGUUCCAAUUACAGUCUUAGGAUUGCCAGUAAGUGAUACUCAAUUGUUAUAUUAUCAAUUGCAGUAUACAGAUUUUGCUUUGGAUAGUAAUUUUUCAGAACCAGAACAACUUGACCUAUCUUCAUGUUUACAUUUUCAAUCUAAAAUAAUCUGUUUGCCUAAGCAGGACAAAGGAAUUUUUCAUUCUUGUUUUCAUAAUCAUUCAUUAUGUACCGCGAGAAUAGAAAAAGUAAAAACAGCUUUUGACUUAGUUACUUCAGUAGGUAAAAAGAAGGUUUGUUUUCAAGUUAUGACUAGCACUGAAACAGUUAAAGCUUUUUUCCUAUCCUGUACACAAACAGAAAUCCUGAAACGAGGAUUAUAUUGUAUAGACGGAGACCUUGCAGGAAUCAGUAUAAAUGGAAUUAGAGUGAAUUUGACUAAUAUUCUUAUGAGAGAUGUGGGUGCUCUUCCUGUACAAUAUAAUAUAUCUCAAGUAGAUGAAUUCCCAUGGAAAGAAUGGGCAGACAUCAUACAAAAGGAUAAGGGCUUAUUAAUUGCUUUAUCUGAAGAACUUCAUAAAGCAGAUAUAGUAUUUAAGCAUGAGCAAGGAAAGUUAAAAGUAAUAGAACAUGAAUGGUCAGCGUUAUCAUCAAAUUCUUUCUGGGUGAAUUUUAAGAAAACUAUAUCAGUUUGGGGAAACACUUCAGUAGUUACUGCAGCAGGAAAUAUAUUAUUGCAUCCAAUAGUUAUUAUUUUUAUUAUUAUGGUGUUAUGCAUAUUAUUUCAAAUCUGUAUAAUGAUUAAGAUGAAACAGUUUUACAAAUUACUUAAGAAAGAAAUGAAAAAAGGUGAAGAAAUCAUGACAAGUAUUCUUACUCAGAGAAUCACAUCUGGCUUAACUGAUCCGAUGGUAAACUGUGGUACAUCUGGAGCAACUGAUUCAAGAUGUGUGUGA